AUGUCUGGGCGGGCAGGAACUCAGUGGCGAGUAAAGCGGCACGAGCACCGCACGCGAAUGUUUUCCGUUCUAAUUUGUGUGUGAAUUGUGUCAAGGAUCUGCAUAGUACACAUGUGAUAUUAAUGCAUGAGAUACAUCAAUAUAUAUGUACUUUACAUAUAGGGACAUACAUACAUGUACUAUAUGUAGAAUGAAAUCGGUACAUGAGCAACGAAAGCCGAAUCCGGUCCUAAAGGCCAAUUUCCUCUCAAAAUGGUUUUUUAUCUGGACACACGAGAUUCUCGCCAAGGGAAUGCGAAAGAGCGUGGAGCCGUCGGAUCUGUAUGCUCCCGUACCCAAACUCGACAGCCCCAAGGUAUCGCAGUUCCUCCUCGGCCACUGGGAGAAGGAGCUUAAGCGCCCCAAGCCCAGUGUUUUGCGUAUGGUCUUCCGGGCAUACGGCUGGGGCUUUGUGCCCGUCAGUAUAAUCUACUCGCUGCUGGCCAUCGUUGUGCACACUUUGCAGCCAUUGCUGCUGGGCGGCCUGGUAUCCUACUUCUCGGAGAGCACCGACGACAUCUCCAAGAAAUCGGCCUACUUGUAUGCCAUGGGCGUGGUCCUGUGCUCCCUGGCCUCGGGUCUCUUCUUCCACCCCUUUAUGCACUAUCUGUUCAGAGUGGGUGGCCGCAUCCGGCUGGCAUGCGCUGGACUCGUCUACAGGAAGUGCCUGAGGGUUUCGGUGGCUGCGGACAACAGCGGCAUGAGUGGCUAUGCCAUAUCCCUAAUGGCAACCGAUCUGCCGCUGUUCAACGAAGCCUUCUACUUCUUCCACGAGCUGUGGCGCGGACCGCUGGAGGGGCUGGUGUUCGGCUACAUCAUCUUUCAGCUGAUUGGCUGGCCGGCGCUAGUGGGAAUGGCCACCAUCAUCGUGUUCAUUCCACUGCAGGCUUGGGCUGCGCGGGCGACGGCCCGCUUCAAGCGGAGAUCGGCGGAGUUUGGCGAUGAGCGGGUGAAGCUGAUGAACGAGAUCAUCACGGCCAUGCAGCUGAUCAAGAUGUACGCGUGGGAGAAGUCAUUUGCCAAGCUGAUCGGCCGGGUCAGGAAGAAGGAGUUGAGCUCCAUACGGGGAUCCAUGUACAUCUAUGCGGCCCUCCAGUGCACCGGAAUGAUAUCGAAGCUGUCGCUCUUCCUGUCCAUGGCUAGCUACGUCUUCACUGGGGACAUUGUCACCUCGCAGAAGGUCUUCAUUGUUUCCAGCUACUACGACCACCUCAACGAGUCCCUGCUGCAUCUCUGGCCCCUGGCCAUCAACAUUUGGGCCGAGACUUUUGUCGUUGCCGGACGCGUGGUGGACUUUCUGCUGCAGCACGAGGAUCCCGCCGACGGCGGGGUGGAUAAUUUCAAGGAUGUGGACGAGGACGUGGAGCAUGGAAACUUCUUUGGCCGCAUGCACAAUCCUCGUGCCAUACACAAGAGCGUCACCGUACAGAAUCUAACGGCCAGCUGGGACCAGGCCAAGCAGGAGAAACGAAAACGCCACAUCGAUGACAUCAGCUUCCAGGCGAUGGAGCAGCAGUUCGUGGGUAUUGUCGGCACUGUGGGCUCCGGCAAGAGUACCCUUCUGCAGGCCCUGCUGGGGGAGCUGGACAUCCUCAGCGGCAAUGUGGAGCUCAACGGUGUCCUCAGCUAUGCCGCCCAGGAGCCGUGGCUGAACCGCUGCAGCCUCCGCGACAAUAUCCUCUUCAUGGAGGCCUUCGACGAGCAGCGAUACAACGAAGUGCUGCGCGUCUGUCUUCUGGACAAGGACAUCGAGGAGCUGCCCGCCGGAGAUGCCACCAUUGUGGGCGAGGGAGGAGCCAGCCUCAGUGGGGGCCAGAAGGCGAGGGUAAGUCUGGCCCGUGCCGUGUACCGCAAGGCCGACAUCUAUCUGCUGGACGAUCCCCUCUCCGCAGUGGACUCGCAUGUGAGCAAAAUGCUCCUCGAUCGCUGCCUCAACGACUUUCUCAGCGAUAAGAUCCGCAUCCUGGUCACGCAUCGUGUUCAGCUGCUGAAGCAUGUCGAUCAUUUGGUGCUACUGGAGGGUGGUCGAGCCUCCAUUCAGGGCCAGUACGAUAAUCUGAAGAAGCUCAUCCGGUUCCGCAUGUCGGUGGCCAAUGACAGCGAGGUGACUAAGCUGCGUGCCGCACGCACUGACAGCAUUUUCGAGGAGACGCAGCCCAGGGAACCCCUCACGCAGCAGCAGCAAAUCGCUCUGGAUCAAAAAGAGCAGGAGUACAAGGAGCAGCAGCAACGGGGAUCGGUCAAAUGGUCCACGUACAAGGCUUACCUCGGAGUCGUGGGCGUUCCUUCUGUGGUGGUGCUGAUUCUUAUGCUUUUCAUUAUAGCCCGCGCCUCAGAGGCCACCAUGGAUAUCUUUCUCUCCAAAUGGGCCACCUGGGAAGAGACGGAGCCCAAUCAGCACGAGCCCAUCCCGCAGUACCACAGAACGCGUAUGCGCCUAGUCACCCUCUACCUGGUUCUAAUCCUGAGCACGCUGAUCUUAUAUGUGCUCCGAACCUUUGGCUUCUUCAUGAUGUGUCUCCGCAUCUCGUUGCGCAUCCACAACUACCUCUUCCAGGGCGUAAUCCGCGCCAGCAUGCAGUUCUUCACGCUGGCAACAUCGGGGCGUAUACUUAACCGUUUCUCAAGCGACGUCCUGGCCAUUGAUGUUACUCUGCCGCAGUCGAUGAUGGACUCCAUUGAGUUCUUUGUGGAUGCCUUGGCCGUUCUCGCGGUGGUAAGCACGGCCAACACUUGGCUGCUCAUUCCGGCCUUCAUUGUGAUGGCAUUGCUGUAUCUCUGCCGAUGCCUGUACAUUGGAGCCAGCCGGAGCCUGAAGCGCAUCGAGACCAUCUCCCGCAGUCCCCUUUACUCCCACACGAAUGCCACCUUUAAGGGACUCACCACGAUCCGUGCCUUCAAUGCCACCAAGCGCCUGGAGCGGGAUUUUCAUCGCUUACAGAAUGAAAAUACCUCGGCCCUGUAUCUGCAUGUGAGCGUCAACCGGGCCUUCGCCUUCUGGACGGACCUCAUCUGCGUGCUGUAUAUCCUGGCGGUGACCUUCAGCUUUCUACUGUUUGAUAGAAGGGAGCACGGCUACUACAGCGGCGAUGUGGGAUUGGCCAUUACCCAGUCCAUGAAGCUGGUACUCAUGUGCCAGUGGGGCAUGCGGCAGACGGUGGAGCUGGAGAACCAGAUGACCAGCGUGGAGCGGGUGAUGGAGUAUGUGAACAUACCCUCGGAGCCGGCCUACGAGACGCCGGAGUCGGUGAACCUGCCAGCCAAAUGGCCCACUGCUGGUCAGGUGCAUUUCCAGGAUCUGCGCCUGCGCUACAGCGAUCAUGGGACGUAUGUCCUCAAGGGACUAAGCUUCACCAUCAACCCAAAGGAGAAGAUUGGGAUCGUGGGUCGCACGGGCGCCGGCAAGUCCUCCAUUGUGCAGGCCCUGUUCCGACUGGCUCCAGUCGACGGCAUCAUAGAGAUCGAUGGCUACGAGACAUCCAAUCUGGGACUCCACGAUCUACGCAGCCGCAUGUCCAUCAUUCCUCAGGAUCCUGUCCUAUUCUCGGGCACACUGCGCUACAAUCUCGAUCCGUUUGAGAAGAAAACGGACGAGCAACUGUGGCAGGCGCUGGAAGCCGUCAAGCUGAAGCAGUUCUUUGCGGGUGUGAAGGAAGGCCUAAGCUGCCGUCUCCACGAUAGCGGUGCCAACUUCAGCAUGGGCCAGAGGCAGCUGGUCUGUCUGGCCCGGGCCAUACUCCGCCAGAAUCAAAUACUCAUCAUGGACGAGGCCACGGCCAAUGUGGAUCCCGAGACUGACAAGCUCAUCCAGGAGGCUAUACAAACCAAGUUUGAGCAGUGCACGGUGCUGACCAUCGCCCAUCGCCUGCACACGGUGAUGGACAAUGAUCGCGUACUGGUCAUGGAUGUGGGCCGCGUGGUGGAGCUAGGACAUCCGCACGAGCUGCUUCAGCGCCGCAACGGGCAUCUCUAUCGUUUCGUGGAGAAGACCGGAGUGGGUACCGCUCAGCAUCUGCGCCACCUGGCCGAGCAGAGCUACCGCAAGCGGGUGCUGGGCAGAAGGACUCGGGACUGCGAGCCUGUGCCUGAGCAGGGCUAUCAUGGCACCACUCUCUAAAAGACUGCAGCUUAUACUAAUCAUAGAUAUAGACUACAUAUAUGUAAUAAUGUACUCGUACACAUGUGCCGAUUGUUUUGUUCUGUAAGGUAUGGUAAUAUAGUUUUUAUUAUAGUGAACUGAUCUUUAAAUAUCUUUUUUAUAUAUUGUAUGUAUAUAUUUAUAUAUGUACUUCAUAAUAAAUACGUUACUUAGUUGAUUCAACUCUCCCGUUUGCCUUUCUUGAAGUUGGAAAAAAGCAGUUUAUCUUCAUGCAUUCUCUACAUAUAUCUGCUAUAUAUAUAGUUUCUUUGCUACUCGUACUGUCUGGCUUUGAUUCGCUCUCUAUAACUACGAUCCUUUGCUAGUUUACUUUGAUUUAAAUCUUGUUUCUUCUUCGGGUAGGUAGUCACAAGUCACAUGA
Drosophila obscura is the source of this 4559-nucleotide messenger RNA. RefSeq names its product probable multidrug resistance-associated protein lethal(2)03659. The record is from RefSeq and is a predicted model, not a curated record. Gene Ontology annotation, biological process: transmembrane transport. Gene Ontology annotation, cellular component: membrane. Lineage: Eukaryota; Metazoa; Arthropoda; Insecta; Diptera; Drosophilidae. Bases 146 to 4156 code for a protein of 1336 amino acids. Gene Ontology annotation, molecular function: ATP hydrolysis activity; ATP binding; ABC-type transporter activity. The transcript is spliced from 6 exons.